Messenger RNA from Lizanozyma spartinae, 861 nucleotides. RefSeq names its product F1F0 ATP synthase subunit gamma (gene ATP3). Gene Ontology annotation, molecular function: proton-transporting ATP synthase activity, rotational mechanism. The coding region runs from base 1 to 861 and encodes 286 amino acids. Lineage: Eukaryota; Fungi; Ascomycota; Pichiomycetes; Serinales; Debaryomycetaceae. The record is from RefSeq and is a predicted model, not a curated record. Gene Ontology annotation, biological process: proton motive force-driven ATP synthesis. The transcript is spliced from 2 exons.
AUGUUUCGCUUAGGUGCCACUCAAGCUGCCCGUGUUAACGGUGCAAGAAACUAUGCUACUUUGAGAGAAAUUGAAAUGCGUCUUAAGUCCAUUAAGAACAUUGAAAAGAUCACCAACACCAUGAAGGUUGUUGCAUCCACUCGUUUGAACAGAGCCCAAAGAGCCAUGACUGCUUCCAGAGUUUUCAACGAAUCCGAAUCUGAAUUCUACAAGAACGCUGAGGUUCAACCUGAUAGUGAAGAAGGUAAGAACUUGUUGAUUGUCAUCUCUUCCGAUAAAGGUUUGUGUGGUUCAGUCCAUUCUCAAGUAUCCAAGUACACCCGUAAGAGAGUUGCUGAAUUGAAGAACGUUGACAUUGUUACCAUUGGUGAGAAAGCAAAGACUCAAUUGUUAAGAACCCAUGCUGACAACUUAAAAUUAUCUUUUAGUGGUGUUGGUAAGGAAGCUCCAACCUUUUUGGAAGUUUCUUUGAUUGCUGAUGAAAUUAAAAAAUUGGGUAAGUACGAUAACAUUGAGGUUUUGUACAACAAGUUUGUUUCUGGUGUUUCCUUUGAACCAAACACUUUUAGUGUUGCCGUUGCCGAAGCUAUUGAAAAGGCUCCUGGUUUGAGCAAGUACGAAUUAGAAACCGAAGGUGUUAAUGAAACCUUGGCUGAAUUCUCUUUAGCUAACUCCAUUUUCUCUGGUAUGGCUGAAGGUUACGCUUCUGAAAUCUCUGCCAGAAGAAAUGCUAUGGAUAACGCUUCUAAGAACGCUGGUGAUAUGAUCAACUCUUUCACCAUCUUAUAUAACAGAACCAGACAAGCCGUCAUUACUAACGAAUUGGUUGAUAUCAUUACCGGUGCCACUGCCUUGGCUUAA